GUCACCCGGAAGUGAAGUUAAAUGUCGAGAGAAUGCACGCGGAAUGUGUUACCAGCCGGUGAUUUUUGUGUUAUAAGAAGUCGGGUGAGAAGACUGAAGGCAACAGGGCGUACUUGGUAAACCCAUAACUUAUGUGGUAUUGCCUGCGUUUAAUUGAUGACUCGGCGGCGGCGGAAGAUUGGUGAACAUUACCGUAGGAUCGAUCGACUGGCAGGAAUGUCGCACUGAUUGAGGGGAAAAAAGUCCCAUCACGGAUUCUCCCGAGGAUACAUUCAAGAUUUUCCGUGAAAAAAGCGAAACGGACAAUUCUGAGGAAAGAAACUGACAAAAUACGUCCCAAGACGUACAGACAAGUUCUUGUGCAACCCACGCACGUGACCUGUAUGGUUAUAGCACUUUACAUUUUCAUCAGUUUAUUGGAUUUUAUUGACAUCGUCGAUGGUCGCUUAGUGUCCUGGGUUGUGGAGCCCACGUGACGUUAAUAGGAUUUCAAUAGCACGUUUAUUCUUAUUGGAUAAAACGGUGAUUAAUUCAAGAUGUCUACCGGCGACGUGAUGACGAAGCAUACGGUAGACUCCACCUUGCUUCGCGUCGUGGAGGUGAAGGUCCCAGUCUUGUCAGAAAAUGGAACAAAUGACACCUACAUAAAAAAACAGUGUCUCCAAGGUCUGUUGACCCUUGAAGCGGACAAAAUGGACGUGGAUGACUUAGAUUUCCUUAUACAAGUGCCAGUAAUGCUAGUCCUGAUACUAGGGGGCGUGUUUGGCAAUUCCUUGAUCACGUGGGUUCUAUGGAGACAACAGAGGCGCACCCUAACGGGAAUGCUUCUCAGCAUGAUGGCGCUGACUGAUAACUUUGUACUCGUGUUUUACUUCAUGCAUUUCUCUUUGCCGACUAUGUACGAAUACGGACGCGGAUUCGAGGAUUACUAUAUCUUCUACGCAAGAACGAAAAUAUAUAUCUGGUUCGGUUAUGUUGCAAGCCGGACAAUGUCGAUAUACGCCGUGGUUCUAGUUGUAGCAAAUCGGUACCUGAGUGUCGCCUGCACCAAAGCGAUCGCCUACCUCCGCAAAAUAAACUACGCCAAGCUCGGAAUGGCGUUAGUCAUAGCCCUCUCCAUCCUGGUGAACUUUCCGCAGAUUCUCCUUUUUGAAUCGGUCCCGUAUUAUGACCCCUGCGGAGAAUCCUGGAUACCGAAGAUUGAGAAAAGUAGUCUCCUGCACCGGAAGGACUUUAUCGUUGCAUAUCAGUUGAUUUUUCAUCUGAUCAUGCUUUACGCCUUCCCUGCGUGUAUUCUUGUCUUCUGCUUGCUGAAGCUGCUUCCGUAUACCAAGAGGAAGAAGUCACUUCCGCCGACAAACGUGGAAGAGACAAUCGACGGUCUCGCGGACGGAGACCCAGAGGUUGGAGCUUGUGAUACGCCAAGUGUUGAAGCACCAAAAGUAGUUCUCACUGCUGGCUGUGAAAAUCGAACAGGGAAAUUCGCUGGUUCCGCCAACAGAAACCCUGGAAAAGUGGAUUUCGAAUUGAAAGAUUUAGGUCAGAACCAUGCAACCUCGUUACAAGGAGCGGAAAUACCACUGGUGUCAAGGCCAGGCCACAAAAUUGGCGUUGGUGAAGCUUCCGGUAAGAACUCUCGCAAGCGCCCCGCGAAAAACGACUUCUGUGACGGGGAUGUUGAAUCGCCUGCGAUUGUGAAUGAACGCAUUGUGGCCGUCGUUUAUGCUUUUAUAUUUCUGCAUACGAUUGCCAUUGUUUUGCAUAUCAUUAUAACGGCAACAAGGCUGAACGGUCCGAGAAUGGGGACGGGGAAUAAAACCAGCAUGGUCUUGAGCGAGUUCCAUGAACUACUUCUGGGGUCGUUUUCCGCCAUCAAAUUUUACCUUUUCAUCUUCAUUGGGCGCCGUUAUUGGCACGCGCUUGAAAAAACUUUUAAACUUUGCACGGACUCAAGAUGCAAGUGGUGCACGGGAAGCUCUAGGGAAGACAACACGAGCUGAGCCAAUGGAAUGACAGAAGGUGGACAAUUUUCUUGUGAUCUCUGUCAUAUCAAUGAGAAUUGACUGAUCAAGGAAUCGAUAUACAUGUACAUGUACUUCCCCUCCACCAAUGAACCUAGGUCGGUAUCCUAUGUAUACUUUGGCUGGGGAUAUUUGGCUGGCCUCUCGCCGAACAAGUAUCAUUCUUGUCUUGUUUGGAGAGCAGCUUGCCGAACAGGACUGCAACCCAGGCUUUCCAAACAGGUCAAAGAUUCUAUCUUGUUUGGCGAGCUGGAGACUUCACAACAUAUUACCAUAUCAGAGAGCAGUGACGAUGCCGGCGUUUAUCUAGUAGCGCCUGCAUUGGGUCAGGUCUUGGGGUUGAGAAAGUUUUAGAUGCUGGUGUUGGUGUAAGGAGGCUUAUACCACCUCCCAACAAGAAGCUGAGGUUGAACUCCCACACCUUUCUGGACGGGAAUUUGAGAAAAAUCGAUGUUUUCAAAAUUUUAGGAACUUGCAAAUAGUUUAGAAAACAUUAUCCGACAAAACAAUGGCUUAUGACGAUAGAGUUAACAUAUUAUACUCCUUUAAAUUUCGUCGUGGUGAAAUGGUUUUGGUACGGCUCGCCUUUGUAUAUCUUUGGCAACCGUGAUAACGUUCUGUAGAAAUUGUUUAACAGUUCUUGCAACUGUUCUUGGCAAUCUAAGUGGUUCAUGUUACCAAGCCAAUCUUGGUUUACAUUUUGGUGCCAAGAACAAUUACACAUAACUAGUUUUAGCCGCCAGGCAAUACAAAUGCAUAUACUGUAUAGAAGGUUCUCGUCCCCAGCCGCCCUCAUGCAAAUUUUGGAGUACGUACGAAUAGGAAUGGGUAUUGACAAGUACUUUCAUAUAAGCUUACAUGGCGGCAUCCCUCUUCUUGAAAGUGAGACGUCUCCGCUGAUACGGAUUGAGGAGCUUUGCUAUAGAGGUUCUUCACGUGACGUUUUGACGGCCACCUGCCAAUGCAUUUCCUCAUGUGACGUCAGUGAAGAAGCUCCAUAUGGGGAGAAGAUGCCCCCCCCCCCCCCCCCCCGGGCUGCUGAAAUGGCGCGCUCGGAACAAGUUAGUGGUAAGAGGGUCAGUAGGCAGGACACGUGUAAAGGUGGCCUGAUGCACUGAAACGAGAUGAUACGGCAGUCCUGACUUGGUGAUGGAAGAUCAAUUCCUAUCUUUAAAAAACACAAAAUAUUGCUUUUGCGAAAUUAAUCACCGAAAAGGAGCGGACAAGAACCUUAUGAUACGCCUCCAUUUGCCUUCCUCAUCUGUUUUUGCAUUGGUUGCCCCUGUUAAGUCAUGUUUAAGCAACACCUGUACGUGCCGUGUCAGCUUCGUUCAUAGCAGUUCCAUUCCUGAACGAGAAAUUUAAAGGCGUGCUUUCAAAAUUUGAAAUUGAAUGUGAAAUUUUUCAAUUAUGGAAAGGCAUAUAUAUCGAACGUUAAUUUCAACAAUUGGAGGAGGAAAGGGAGUAGAGGCCCCCCCACCCCCUCCAGCUGAUUACUGCCCUGGUUGUGUGUUAUAAGUAGUUCGUGAGUCAGCCGACGAAGUUAUUUUUUCAUUCAGUCGUAACAGGGCCUUCUUUCUACAGACUUUACCGCAAAAUAAAUCCGUGGUCGUACGGGGCGAGAUCGGUCUGCAGCAUACCGGUAACAUACCAAUAAGGUCACGUACAAUAACCCGUUCCUGUUCAACGCUAUACUUUCCCGUUGAACGGCGGGAAUUGCAUUCCUGUUGAACAGCAUUUAGUUUCGAUAAACAGUAAUUUCGUUAAUUUAAUUAGUAAUUCCAUUUAUAUCUAUUUAACGCUUAUUUGACCUCUAUAUUGACCAUCUGACAGCAGCGUAGCGGAUCGAGGCUAUAUAAUGGGCCACUCGGAAGCGGGUUCAGGUGAUUUUUUUUAGGAAGUGACUACUUGGCAAGCCCGGCUUACCAAACAGCGACUUUUUCUUGUCCUGAAUGGAGAGCCGAACUCAUUAAUAUUAAAGUAAAGUCUCCAGCUCGCCAAACAGGGUAGAUUUUUUACCUGUUUGGCAAGCCCGGCUGGCCGAACAGGGUGGCUUUUUAGUGCUGUUUGGCAAACGGCUCUCCAAACAGGACAAAAAAGAUGCCUGUUCGGCGAGCGGCUUGCCAAAUAGACCCGACCUAUUUUUUAAUAGCCGUUAACAAGGAAUAGCACAAUUAGAAAACCGUUAAAUGACAUUCAACGUUCAAUUACUGGUUAAAGCAAAGCGUUAAAUAGCUUUUAACGAAACUAAAUGCUGUUCAACAGGAAUGCAAUUCAAGUUCAAUGGGAAAGAAAUAUCGUUGAACAGGAAUUGGGUAAUUGUGACCGCAUUUCCAAAACAGGCGAACUUCUUCUCUGGUAUUAUAUUCUCUACCCGACUAAUGGUGAAAACUUAAUUUUAAAAGUUUCAAAAAUAGUACACAGCAGCAUAUCUGCAUGUAUUGUAAUGCUGACAUAAUGAUAUGUUCGAAUUAGAUACGAAAUACGAUAUGAUAACCCGAUGACAUGAUUACAGCCCAGUCCUUCUGUUUCCUCUGUUUCGACCUGGUCGUUUGUUAUUGAUGUUUUUGUAGACCCAGUACACCAAUUUUCCUUUAGA
Lineus longissimus is the source of this 4620-nucleotide messenger RNA. RefSeq lists its product as uncharacterized. The record is from RefSeq and is a predicted model, not a curated record. Gene Ontology annotation, molecular function: G protein-coupled receptor activity. The transcript is spliced from 3 exons. Gene Ontology annotation, cellular component: membrane. Lineage: Eukaryota; Metazoa; Nemertea; Pilidiophora; Heteronemertea; Lineidae. Gene Ontology annotation, biological process: G protein-coupled receptor signaling pathway. The coding region runs from base 537 to 2000 and encodes 487 amino acids.